AUGUCUGCUCGUGUGCUCGGCGUCGCGGCGUGCUUGCGCCGAGUUGCCCUGCCUGCGGCAGCGGCGCGCACAUCACGAAUUAUACGUCCCGCAGGUUUCAUCGCGGGACGCCGGUACGCCUCCGUGGGUGCGGCAACACCAGAAGCAGAGCCUGCGGCUGUCAAGACCAAGACGGGCCGGAAACCGUCGACCAGGGCCCUCGCGAAGCAACUCGAAUUCAUUACCGAUCCCUGGGUCCUGGGAAAGUAUAUCGAGGACUUGCUUGCCAAGGACAAGUUUGACGAUGCCCUGACUACGGUUGAGCUUGCAAGCAAGGACCUUGACACGGUAGUGUCCUGGAACCACCUCAUUGACUACUCGCUGAAGCAGCAGCAAAUAAAGAGGGCCAUGACUACCUACAACAACAUGAAAAAGCGCGCCCAAUUCCCCAACGCCCAAACCUACACCAUCAUGUUCCGCGGCCUCGCCAAGUCGAACCACCCCAAGAACGCCGUCGCCGAGGCUGUCAAGCUCUUCAACCAGCUCAAAAACGACCGCCGCCUGCAGCCCAACACGAUCCACCUCAACGCCGUGCUCAGCGUCUGCGCGCGCGCCCACGACAUUGACCAGCUCUUCCUCGUCGCCGGCGAGCUCGAGGAGCUGGGGCUCGCGCCGACCGCCGCCACCUACGGCGUCAUCCUCACCGGCAUGCGCCAGUACGUGUGGCGCGAGUACAACGACCUCGACAAGGAUACCAAGAAGGCCAACGUUGACAAGAUGAUCGCCCGCGGCCAGCAGAUCUGGGCUGAGGUGCUCGACAAGUGGCGCCGCGGCAAGCUGCGCCUCGAUGAACCGCUCGUCUGCACCAUGGGCCGUCUGCAGCUCCUCGCCACGGACCGCAAGGAGAAGCUCCGCGUCCUGGACCUCAUCGAGCAGACCAUGAAUAUCCCCAACUUGGUCGCUGCCAAAGGCGCGGCGAAGCCCUCUCCAGCCACCUCCUCACCGGAACCCUCGUCAGAGCGCCGCAUGUCGAGAGACUACCGCCGCUUAGACGCCUUUGUUCAGCCCGGCCAGAACACGCUCGCCCUCAUCCUCACCGCACUCCUCACCGGGCGGCAGGCCGGCGCCGCUCCGGCCUACUGGAACCUGCUCGUGCACGACGGCGGGCUGGUGCCCGACGACGACAACUGGCUGCGCAUGAUUGGCGUGCUCAAGUCAUCCCGGUCGAGCGCGCAGGCCGCGCAGGUCCUCGACACGCUGCCCGCAUCCGGCAUCGCCGUCGCCGCGCGCUCCUUUGGCAUCGCCAUGGAGGCCUGCGUCCGCGACAAUGUCAACCCGCACGUCAUGACGCACGCCACGCGCAUCCUGCGCACCAUGCGCGCCCGCCUCGCCCCGGCGUCGCCCGACAUGCACACCAUGCGCCUCUACCUGCGCGUUGCACUCGUCAGCCACGCCGCCUUCCGCGGACGCGCCGGCACCGGCGACGAGGUCGGCGCCAAGGCCGCGUACGGCCGGCAAAUCGCCACCGCCCUCGCCGAGCUCUGGCACCCCUACAUCGGGCUCUACAACAAGUACUUCAAGAGCGGGGCUGCCGCCGCCACCUCACCCACCACCACCGAUGCGGGCACCCUAUACAACAACCAAAAGGAGGUCAUCGCGCUCGGCCGCAUGAUGGUCGGCGCCUUCUCCAAGGUCGUCGAGGAGAAGAUGCUGCCCGGCAACGACAACCGCGACAUGAUCAUCGCCUCGGCCAAGAUCAACAAGGGCGUCACCGCCUUCUUCGCCGGCCGGGAGCUGCGCGAGCCCAAGCUCAACCCCAAGGCGACGGCGGCCCGGAAGCGCGAGGCGGCGGCGACUUACGGAGGGGAGAGCAGCAGCAGCAGCAGCAGCAGCAGCAGCAGGUCCGUGUUCGACAUUGACAUGCCGGCACUCGACGACAAGGUCGACGAGGCCGGCAUGCGCUCGCUCAAACUGCGGCAAGGCGGCGACUUUGUGUGGAACACGAGGAAGAUGGGGACAAGGGCGCAGGAGAAGCGGACAGGCACCGGGAGCAGGGACGAUGCCGACAAGCCGCUGAUUGAUCGAUGGGUCUCCCCUUCCAUUGGCAAGCUUCGGCCGGCAGAGCGGGAAGACGCGCCAACAGAGGUCUUCAUCCCCAUUAAGUCUGCUGCUGGGGACGUGACAACCGACGCGGGCGGUAAGCCUACAGACAAGGCAAAGGUGGCCACAACGGGCGGUACUGAUCAAAGCGACCAAUCUCUGUGGGCUACUCUUAUGGCUCAGAAAAACUAG
Molecule: messenger RNA, 2271 nt
Organism: Cordyceps fumosorosea ARSEF 2679
Lineage: Eukaryota; Fungi; Ascomycota; Sordariomycetes; Hypocreales; Cordycipitaceae
Product: pentatricopeptide repeat protein
Exons: 2
Coding region: 1-2271 (756 amino acids)
Molecular function (GO): protein binding
Source: RefSeq, a predicted model, not a curated record